Eupeodes corollae is the source of this 1179-nucleotide messenger RNA. It is a transcript of the gene dpr13, whose product is annotated as lachesin. Gene Ontology annotation, biological process: synapse organization. NCBI's taxonomy places the organism in Eukaryota, Metazoa, Arthropoda, Insecta, Diptera, Syrphidae. The transcript has 5 exons. The record is from RefSeq and is a predicted model, not a curated record. The annotation marks the transcript as partial. Gene Ontology annotation, cellular component: neuron projection membrane.
UUACAGGUGUCCUGGAUUAGAAAAAAGGAUUAUCAUCUGCUGACAGUCGGCCUGACGACAUAUAGUAGUGAUGAAAGAUUUAGCGCAACACACUUAAAGCACUCAGAGGAUUGGACGCUGCAAAUAAAAUUCGUGCAACUGCGUGACGCUGGCGUCUAUGAGUGUCAGGUAUCAACUCAUCCGCCCACAUCGAUAUUUCUUCACUUGGAUGUUGUCGAAGCACGUGCCGAAAUAUCGGGACCACCAAUCCGAUAUCUAACACCAGGAUCAACGUUACGUCUGCAAUGUCGUGUUGUUCAAAAUACUGUAGCAUCAGAAUAUAUAUUUUGGUAUCACGACAACCGAAUGAUAAAUUAUGACAUCGACAGAGGAAUAAACGUUUCAACGGAAGCAGAUUUUCAAUCAUCGGAGCUGACUAUCCUGAAAACCAGACGGGAACAUUCUGGUAAUUUCACCUGCGUAGCUAGCAACACCCAGCCCGCCAGCGUGCUGGUGCAUAUUUUUAAAGGUGAUAACCCGGCGGCGAUGUACCAUGGUCAUGUCGGAUCGUCGACAAAGUCAUAUCAAACCCAUCUUCAUAGUAUAAUGGCAAUCAUUUCGAUUGGCUAUAGUAUAUUCCUGGCGUACAUGCAUCUGGAGGUUGUGUAAUUGUAAAAAUCCCCAAAGGCACACAGGAAGAAGUAUGCACGAGUGCGAGUAUUACUAUCAAAACUUACAGUCGGGUGGAAAAGAAUAACAACAGAUAAAACCAAAAAUUAUAUAGAAUAAUUAUUCUUUUGUAUAAUAUUAAUAGAGAAUCGAAAAAAAAAACAAAAAAAAAUAGUUUAAUUCAUUAAAUAAAAACAAAGAAAACAAAAUAUUUGUAAGGAUAUUGUCUUUAAGGAUCAGAACUAAACUUUGUUUCAUAGAUUUCUUCUUUCUAGAUAUUUAAAAUAAAAAUAUCUUGAUAUUGAUAAAUAGAUUUCAAUAAAACAAACAAUUAAAUACUUUUUAAAAUAUGGCUAUAAGAUUGCAUAAGUACAAGGUGAUUCAAAAAUCGUUUUGUUGAGUUAUUAGUAAAUUUUUGUUUUCAAAAAAAAAUUAACAGGCUUAUAAAUUAGUUUAUCUAUGAAAGUUAAGUAUCGCCUCAAACCAGAAUACAAAAGAGUGAGAACAAAUCAAAUGUAUGAAAUAAUUUUU